AUGUGGAAGUUGUUGCUGGUGAACACUUUAUCAUGUGGCCUGGAGGUGUGCAUGGCUGCCGGGACUGUCUACAUCCCACCUCUACUGCUGCAGGCCGGCAUGGAGGAACGCUACAUGACCAUGAUGCUUGCUGUGACUCCAGUUUUGGGCUUGAUCUUUAUACCCAUGAUCGGCUCAGCUAGUGAUUCUUGGAGAGGGCGCUUCGGUCGACGCAGGCCCUUUAUCUGGAUCCUGAGCCUGGGAGUUUUGCUAGGCCUGCAAAUAAUUCCCCAAGCCAGGCGGCUGACUGUACUGAUUUCACCACAGCACCCUCACUGGUUGCAAGCUGGCAUGCAGGCUGCAGCUGUAUGCCUUGUCGAGUUCUGCGCACAGGCCUGUCUCACCCUACUGCUUGCCCUGCUGUCAGAUCUGUUCCCCGGGGAGGAAGAAAACCGAAAAGCAUUCUCAGUUAAUUCCCUGAUGACAAGCCUGGGGGGAUGCUUGGGGUUUUUGCUUCCUGCCAUGGACUGGAGCCAGGCGCCCAUAGCAGCAUAUUUGGGAGGGCAGGAGGCCUUUGUUUACACCCUACUCACCCUCCUGUUUUUUGGUUGCCUCCUCUCCACAACCUGCAUCAAGGAGGAAGCAGGAGUCAGAGGAGAGAGGAAGAUUCUUGUUCAUCCCCCUUUAAAAAGUUUGAGGAGCAGAUGCUGCCCGUUCCCCUUCCUACCUCGGCCUCGUUGUUUACGUGAUCUGCUGUGUCGACGUGCAUCAGAGGGUCUUUCAAUGCUGCAUCAUUUGUAUGCGGUGUGCAUACAUGUGCCACAGGUCAUAUGGAGACUUUUUGUGGCAGAGGUGUGUAGUUGGAUGGCACUGAUGAGUAUCAUGCUCUUCUUCGCUGACUUUAUGGGGGAGGGAUUGUACCAGGGAGUGCCGGGUGCAGAUCCAGAAUCACAGGAAAGGAAACGCUAUGAUGAAGGUGUGCGCAUGGCCAGUCUGGCUCUCUUCCUGCAGUGUGCAGUGUCGGUGCUGUGCUCUACGCUAAUGGACCGCUGGGUGGCUCUGCUGGGAGCCAAAGUGGUAUACACUAGUGGGGUGGCUCUUCUGCUGUUGGCCACCACCGUCAUGAGUGUCUCAGACAGUGUGAUGAUGGUCACUGUCAUGGCUGCUGUGACUGGGUACACGCUCUGUGUCCUGCAGGUGCUGCCAUACACACUGCUGUGUCUCUAUCACUCAGACAGACAGAUUUUCUUCAAGUCAUCCAGACCUCUUGAGCGGACUGAAAGUAAUGACACAACACUUACUAAGCCUGUUCCCUCAUGUGGUCCACCUGCUAAGCACCAAGCUGUGAGGCUGAUACUUCCUGUGGCAGAGCCCUCUGUUGAGUCGCCACAUCUAUCACUUUUGGUGGCUGGAGGUGAUAGAGCUGAAGCAGAUUCCACACAAGUCUCAAACAGAGGGAUGGGCUUUGACAUGGCAAUACUGGAAGGCGCGUACCUUCUCUCCCAGGUGCUGCCAGCCAUGUGCCUCGGUUCCAUAGUGCAGCUGACUAACAGCGUGAGGGCGUACAUGGCCUGCGCCUGCUGCUUCAGCCUGCUGGCUUUGCUCUUUGCCAGAAGAGUUGUCUACAGCCACGCUGACCUCCAGUGUUGA
This is a messenger RNA of Pelmatolapia mariae (spotted tilapia), 1629 nucleotides long. RefSeq names its product solute carrier family 45 member 3 (gene slc45a3). The transcript has 7 exons. The record is from RefSeq and is a predicted model, not a curated record. NCBI's taxonomy places the organism in Eukaryota, Metazoa, Chordata, Actinopteri, Cichliformes, Cichlidae. The coding region runs from base 1 to 1629 and encodes 542 amino acids. Gene Ontology annotation, cellular component: membrane. Gene Ontology annotation, biological process: transmembrane transport. Gene Ontology annotation, molecular function: sucrose:proton symporter activity.